Stylophora pistillata is the source of this 3510-nucleotide messenger RNA. RefSeq names its product importin-4. The record is from RefSeq and is a predicted model, not a curated record. Gene Ontology annotation, molecular function: small GTPase binding. NCBI's taxonomy places the organism in Eukaryota, Metazoa, Cnidaria, Anthozoa, Scleractinia, Pocilloporidae. Gene Ontology annotation, biological process: protein import into nucleus.
CAACACAGUAGAGGAGAAUAUGGCGGAGUUGGAAGAAAUUCUUGAAAAACUGCUCGUUCCUGACAACGCAGUGAUACGGCAGGCAACUUCUCAACUCCGCGAAGCAUUCGAGAACCCCGCUUUCGUACCAGCCCUUAUCACAGUUUUGGGCGCUUCUCAAAACCCUCAGGUGAGACAAUAUGCAGCAGUUUUGUUGAGAAGACGAGUUGUGAAACAAUGGACAAAACUUUCUCCUGAGGUUCAUUCCAUGUUAAGGGAGUCUCUCUUACAGGUGUUACUUCAAGAAUCCGACUCAACUGUGAGAAAUUCAGCAGCACAAGUGGUGAGUGUAAUAGCUAAACAUGACCUGCCAGCCAAUCAGUGGCCAAAACUGCUGGUUUUCCUUCAGCAGCACAUCAAAUCAGAGCAACCUCAGCAAAGAGAGAUGGGCAUGUUUCUUCUAAGUUCCAUCACAGAAUCUGCCAAUGAACAGUUAAGACCACAUUUCACAUCCCUGUUUCAGCUUUUCUCCAGUACACUAGAAGAUCAACAGAGUAAACUAGUACCAUUUUAUACAAUAAGAGCCCUCACUUACCUUAUUGAAUGCAUUGGAUCUGAGGAAAUUCCUCUAGUUAGACCACUUAUACCCAAGGUUGUAGGAUAUAUCAACCAAAUCUUAGCCAUAGAUGAGGAUAAAGCUUGUGAUGCAAUGGAAAUAUUUGAUGAACUGGUAGAAUCAGAAGUCAGUAUUGUGACCCCACAUUUGAAGACAUUGGUUGAGUUCUGUCUUCAGAUUGCCAGCAAUCCUUCCUAUGGAAAUAAUUUAAGAAUAAAAGCUCUCCACUUUGUGAGCUGGCUUGCAAGAAUAAAACCUAAGGCACUUGUGAAGAACAAACUUCUCUUGCCUACAUUGUCUGUUGUGUUUCCUCUCAUGGCAUCACCACCAAGUGAAGGUGAUGAAGAAGAUUUUGAUGAUGAUGACGACGAUGAUGAGGUGGGAGAUGAAACUGAAGCAAGCAGGCCUUGUGCUGUGGCUUCACAGGUUCUUGAUGUUCUUGCUCUUCAUUUCCCACCUGAAUCAGUUAUUCCACCUCUGAUGCAAUUGGUCCAGCCAGCUCUUACAAGCGAAGAUCCGUACAAGAGAAAAGCAGCACUAAUAGCACUGGCUGUACUUGCAGAGGGGUGUGCAGACUACAUCAGGAACAGAUACCUUGAGGCAGCAUUACAAACAAUUUGUAGAGGUCUUUCAGAUCAGAAUACACUGGUUCAGAAUGCAGCUCUGUUUGCAUUGGGUCAAUAUUCAGAAUAUUUGCAGUUUCCUCACUCAGGAGUACGAAAGGGAGCCGUGAUGGCGCUAGGUCAGUUCUGCAGUGGAUUUCAUUCUUUACUUCAAGAAGCUGGUGCAGAGGAUAAAACAGAAUUGCAGCGUAUGCUUGGCACAGCCAUACCAACUUUUAUCACCGUUAUAACUAAGGACAAGGACAGGUCAGUUGCCAUGGCAACCCUACAGUCACUUAAUGAAGUACUAAAAGCAGUCAAGUCUUUGAUCAUUGAUGAACAGGGUCACCAUGACAUCAUCGCCGACGCUGCCAGAACUGUGCUAAUGCAAAAGACUGCUUGUCAACAAGACGAUGAUGAUGAUGUGGAAGAUUCAGACCAGCAGGCUGAGUUUGAUGCCAUGUUGAUUGAAUAUGCUGGAGACGUUUUGCCUUCUUUAGCGACAGCUGUGGGCGGUCAGAUCUUUGCACCUUACUUUGCUGGAUUCCUGCCUCUGCUGUUGAAGAAAACGAGAAAAUCUUGCCCGGUAUCCGAUAAAUCAUUUGCCAUUGGAACAAUCUCAGAGGUAAUGCUUGCCAUGGGCCACGCCAUAGUUCCCUUUGUACAGCAUCUCUUCCCUGUUUUUAUGACGUCACUCAAAGACGAGGAUGAUGAAGUGAGAAGUAACGCAAUCUAUGGCCUUGGUAUUAUGGCUUUCUAUGGAGGAGACCUGAUCACACCUCAUUAUCCAACCAUUUUAGAGGCUCUGUUUGUGAUCCUGUCCCAAAAUCAACCUCCUCGAGUGGUGGACAACAUUUGUGGAGCUGUGAGUAGGAUGGUUAUGGCAAAUAGGAAUUUUAUUCCUCUGGAAAAGGUUUUUCCAGGAUUAUUACAGUGUCUUCCCUUGAAAGAAGAUUUUGAAGAAAACAAUCCCGUUUAUUCAUGCAUUAUAGAACUGUUUAGUGAUCAGCAUCCUCUCAUAAGGCAAUAUUUACCACAACUUCUCGCAGUUUUUUCUCAAGUUCUUCCCUCUGACACUCUACAAGACGGUAUUCGUUCAGGACUUGUCAGUGUGAUACAAAAAAUUCAUCAACAAUCUCCACAAAGAUUCCAGAACAUUCUUGCAGAACUGCCUCAAGAACAUGCUCAAGUACUGAUGACCGCUGCUUCUAUGCAGGCACCUGGUUGACAACUCUUGCAGUUUUAACUACAUCAGCAGAGAAUUAAUGUUUUCAGUGAAGAACGAAGAGACUUUGUCUCCCAAAAGCAGCGUCGCCGGAGUUAUCAACUGGCUCAUCAUGUAAACAAAGACAACAUAGAACAAAGACAACAAAGACAACAUAGAACAAAGACAACAAAGACAACAUAGAAUUUUGUAUGGCAAGGAUGUCGUUAUCGAACAACGUACCAACCUCGUUCCCAGGGCUUUUCCCUUUUUGAAUUUUGGCGGGCGGGAAAAGGCUCUGGCAUUGGCUGAUGAGUUCUUGUUUUUGAUUGGCUUACGAAAUCUGAUAAUUUAUGCUAAUUUUCGUAGCGCGAUCAGUAUACCUAAACAAAUAUGGCGGUAGGUUUCCCGCCCGCCAAAAUUCAAAAAGGGAAAAGCCCGGGGAGCGAGGUUGACAACGUACCACACAGUCAGUAAUAGUGAUAGGUUUGAGUGGAGUCCAAUACGGGUUGAAACUGGGCUGGUAAUAACCAAUCACGUCCAAGAAUUUUGUUAUAGGUUUGAUCAUCAUAGUAACAAGGAAAACAAGAUUUAAAAGAAACUAUAGCAUAUGAAAAUAUAACCAAUCAUAUUUGGAAGGUCAAUGCAAAUAUGAUUGAUUGAAUUGAACAUAGGGACUGGAAAGGGGUAGUUUUAUAUUUUUGUAAAACUUAUGUACUGUGACGUCAUCACCACCUGUGCGGUAUCACUCAACCAAUCAGGUCACGUUGUAUCAUUAUUUCAUUUGAUAACAGCACAGGAAAAUUUGUUACCAUGUAUAAGAAGCUGGAGAAAAUGCUUUUAUCUCUGAAAUGAUAUAUUUUAUAGUUAAACUGACUUCAAGCUGUCAUUGUGAAUAGUUAAGGAAAGAAGUUUGUUGUAAAUCUUGAGCGGAUGGCAAAAUCUAAAGAAGAUGGUAGUGAUUAGAUUACCUUAUGUGGGAAUGAAAUUCGGAACAGGUAUCUAUGGUCUAAUUUUAUAAGAAUUUCGUGUUGGGAAGAAUCUGAUUGAAGAUCGAUAACAACUAGUUUACAAAAGCAGAAGAACUAUAAAAGAUAUGCUAUACCUUG